UAGCCUGGGAAUGUCCACAGCCUGGGUGCAGCCUUUAAAAAAAUGAAAAUAAAAUAAAACUGAGAGAGACUGUGCUGUCGAGAUUGUGAAAUCGGGGCCCUUAAGUGCCAGCCGCACGGUGCCCACGACGGAAGCAGACUGAGCGACGCGCUUGCGGAGUGAAGCCCCGCAUUAGGGAGGCCCUGCGGAAGGGGCUUCGGAAGCCUGGGAUGAGGGCCCAGGGAGGGGAGGGUGCGGGCCGUCCCUCUCUGCUCUGGGACCCAGAGGUGUUAGAGCGUCUGAUGCUCCAAGAGAAGCCAAACGCAUCCCUACACAGUAAGCGCAGGCGCCCACGUCGAAGGUCGAAGGUAAACUCGGUGCAGAGCGGAGCGCACCUGUCUGGAGGCCAGGUUGGUCCCUCGCAGCCUCCCUCCCAGACUUCCUUUUAGCUGAGCCACCUCCUGCUCCGUGCAGAAACCUCUUCUGUUGGUGCACCAAGGCGAAAAGAGAACUCUCCCCUCCCCCAUCUGGGGCCCAGAAGCAUCUGGAACGUGCUGAUCCUCCUAAUCCUUGUUCUGGAGAAAUAUUAAUGAGUUAAUCUCCCGAGCGCACCCCGUCUCCUCUGCGGCCAUACUGCAGACUCACAGAUAGGACCCAGAAGCCUAGGUUGGACCAGGACUCGGUUCUGCCACUGUCCCCCCAAAAGAGGCCAGCAUCCGCCCCCCACGCAAGCAGGUGGCGGAAUUGCCAGCCAUGGGUGAAGUGACGGCGGAGGAAGUGGAGAAGUUCCUGGACUCGAAUGUCGGCUUUGCCAAACGGUACUUCAACCUCCGCUACCGGCCCAAGGUCAUCUCAGAGCUCCUGGGGGCCAGGGAGGCCGCCGUGGACUUAAGCCACUACCACCCGCUGAACAGCGUGGAGGAGAGCGAGGUCGUCUUCGACCUCCUGCGGGACUUUCAGGAGAACCUGCAGGCGGAGAAGUGCAUCUUCAACGUCAUGAAGAAGCUGAGCUUCCUCCUGCAGGCGGACCGCAUGAGCCUGUUCAUGCACAGGGCCCGGAACGGCACCGCCGAGCUGGCCACCCGGCUCUUCAACGUGCACAAGGACGCGGUCCUGGAGGACUGCCUGGUGGCGCCCGACUCGGAGAUCGUGUUCCCGCUGGACAUGGGAGUGGUGGGCCACGUCGCGCUUUCUAAAAAGAUGGUCAACGUCCCCAAUGCACAGGAGGAUGAGCAUUUCUGUGACUUUGUGGACAAGCUCACCGAGUACCAGACUAAGCACCUCUUGGCUUCUCCCAUCAUGAAUGGAAAGGACGUGGUGGCCGUGCUCAUGGCCGUGAAUAAAGUGGACGGGCCCCACUUCACCCAGAGAGAUGAAGAGAUUCUCGUCAAGUACCUCAAUUUUGCAAAUAUAAUCAUGAAAGUCUUCCACCUGAGCUACCUGCACAACUGUGAGACCCGGCGCGGCCAGAUACUGCUGUGGUCUGGGAGCAAAGUCUUCGAGGAGCUCACGGACAUCGAGAGGCAGUUCCACAAGGCCCUGUACACGGUCCGCGCCUUCCUCAACUGUGACAGGUACUCCGUGGGGCUCCUGGACAUGACCAAGCAGAAGGAGUUUUUUGACGUGUGGCCCGUCCUGAUGGGGGAGGCUCCGCCCUACUCUGGUCCCAGGACUCCCGAUGGAAGGGAAAUCAGCUUCUACAAGGUCAUUGACUACAUCCUGCACGGCAAAGAGGACAUCAAAGUCAUUCCGAACCCACCUCCUGACCACUGGGCUUUGGUGAGCGGUCUGCCCACGUACGUUGCCCAAAAUGGCCUGAUUUGCAACAUCAUGAACGCGCCCGCAGAGGACUUUUUUGCGUUCCAGAAAGAGCCCCUGGACGAGUCUGGGUGGAUGAUUAAAAAUGUCCUUUCGAUGCCGAUUGUGAACAAGAAGGAAGAAAUUGUUGGGGUGGCUACGUUUUACAAUCGAAAAGAUGGGAAACCGUUUGACGACAUGGACGAGACGCUCAUGGAGUCUCUGGCUCAGUUCCUCGGCUGGUCUGUCCUAAAUCCCGACACUUACGAGUCAAUGAACAAACUGGAAAACAGGAAGGAUAUUUUCCAAGACAUGGUGAAAUACCACGUGAAGUGCGACAAUGAAGAAAUCCAGAAAAUCCUGAAAACCAGAGAGACGUACGGGAAGGAGCCGUGGGAGUGCGAGGAAGAUGAACUGGCUGAGAUCCUGCGAGAAGAGCUGCCGGACGCAGAGAAAUACGAAAUCAGCAAAUUCCACUUCAGCGACCUGCCGCUGACGGAGCUGGAGCUGGUGAAGUGCGGGAUUCGCAUGUACUACGAGCUCAGGGUGGUGGACAAAUUCCACAUCCCCCAGGAGGCCCUGGUGCGGUUCAUGUACUCGCUGAGCAAGGGCUACCGCAGGAUCACCUACCACAACUGGCGGCACGGCUUCAACGUGGGCCAAACCAUGUUCUCCUUGCUGGUGACGGGAAAGCUGAAGCGAUACUUCACGGACCUGGAGGCCUUGGCCAUGGUCACGGCUGCCUUCUGCCACGACAUUGACCACAGAGGCACCAACAAUCUCUACCAGAUGAAAUCCCAGAACCCACUGGCCAAGCUCCACGGGUCUUCCAUCUUGGAAAGACACCACCUGGAGUUCGGCAAAACGUUGCUGAGGGAUGAGAGCCUGAACAUCUUCCAAAACCUCAACCGCAGGCAGCACGAGCACGCGAUCCACAUGAUGGACAUCGCCAUCAUCGCCACCGACCUCGCCCUCUACUUCAAGAAGAGGACCAUGUUCCAAAAGAUCGUGGAUCAGUCGAAGACGUACGAGACGCAGCAGGAGUGGACGCAGUACAUGAUGCUGGAGCAGACUCGCAAGGAGAUCGUCAUGGCCAUGAUGAUGACGGCCUGUGACCUCUCCGCCAUCACCAAGCCCUGGGAGGUGCAGAGCAAGGUGGCUCUGCUGGUGGCUGCUGAAUUCUGGGAACAAGGUGACCUGGAGCGCUCGGUGCUGCAGCAGAAUCCCAUCCCCAUGAUGGACAGAAACAAGGCGGACGAGCUCCCCAAGCUCCAGGUCGGCUUCAUCGACUUCGUGUGCACCUUUGUCUACAAGGAAUUCUCUCGUUUCCACGAGGAGAUCACGCCCAUGCUGGACGGGAUCACCAACAACCGCAGGGAGUGGAAAGCCCUGGCCGACGCGUACGACGCCAAGACGAAGGCGCAGGAGGAGGAGAAGCAGAAACAGCCGGCGGCCAGCCAAGCCACAGGAAACCAGCCGGGCUCAGCGGGGGACGCGCCUGCCUCCAAGUCCUGCAGCAUCCAGUAGCCUGAGCGGGGACCUGCCGCCAGAAGGCCCCACCCUUCGAGGGCGGAGAGCACCCAGCCAGUAGGAAACCACACACCUGCUUGAGACGUCAAGAGGCAGAGGGUUCGAAAACUGAGAGAAUUUAGUUUACAUCUGCCCUAGUCGCUUUCAAACCUCUUUUCAGCUAUGAGCAUUUUAUUUUAUUUUAUUUUGGCUACGCCUGCAGCACGUGGAAGUUCCCAAGCCAGGGAUCGAACCUGCGACGGCAGCAGCCCAGGCCACCCCCAUGACAGCGCUGGACCCUUAACCCACUGCAUCGCGUGAACUCCAGGGAGAACCUUUCAGUCGAGCUAAAAUCGACAUUUGACUUUUCACAGACCAGAUUCCCGUGCUUACCUACAGUCCUUUCUGUUCUCACACCGUCAUCGCACAGGACGCAGGCGCACAGCCCUGUCCCACGCGGAGAACCACGUGACGAAUCCCGCCUGCCCGUCGCCCAGAGUCUCACAUCGAGAUGUGGCCUCGUGUGACUGUCCUUCGGUUCGCCUUCCUUGUUUUCUUAGCCGAGACUUUGAAAAGCAAAUUCCAGACACGUCGCUUCGCUCUGCUGUUACACAUCUUUCAGGACACAGGGGCGGCUUCUAACGUCACACUGUCGUCACGCAGCAAAGGAACCCCGCAUACUUGGUUGCGGCGGAUGCUGUGACAAGCCGCAUGGCCCUGCUACCCGGGACCGCCGUCCCCGCAGUGAUGACCGCUGUGUGCAAAGCCCCUUGGGGGUCACCCACAGGGAGACGGUUUGCCCCAGGGUGGCCCGCACCUAGUGAGGGAGCCACCCCGGGUGUCACGGCCGGGCCGCCUUGGCCAGCGCAGGGCAACCCCGGGGCCUUUCCAGCUCCAGGACUCAUGGGGGGUCCACCAAGCCCGCCACUCGCGCUGCAGCUCGGCCUCCCCCUCUGCCCACCUCGGCUCCCUCCUUCCCCCAGGUGCCGUCUGGUUCCCAGGGCGUCCCUGGCAAGCGCCCUGCAGAGGCUGCUCUCUCGAGACCCGGCUUGGGACGCGCCCCUGAUGUCGCAAAAAUGUCUGUAAUGAUUUGUUUGAACCUGAUCCAAACAGGUUUCAGGAUUCUAGUUGUCUCC
Messenger RNA from Sus scrofa (pig), 4421 nucleotides. It is a transcript of the gene PDE6A, whose product is annotated as phosphodiesterase 6A. Gene Ontology annotation, molecular function: protein binding; 3',5'-cyclic-nucleotide phosphodiesterase activity. The record is from RefSeq and is a predicted model, not a curated record. NCBI's taxonomy places the organism in Eukaryota, Metazoa, Chordata, Mammalia, Artiodactyla, Suidae. Gene Ontology annotation, biological process: signal transduction.